GCUCUCCCUUUUGCUAUAAAAGCUGGAGCCACUGCAGCAGCAUCAGUCUGGGUUCUUCUCCCGAGCCCUACAGACAUAUUCACACAGAGCCAGACAAAGCAGCCUGUCCUCGCAGCACAGCCAUGAGUACCCUCGGCUUUGACCCUUACUACUCCUCCUCCUCCUACCGCCGCUGGUAUGUGGAGGGAGCCCCCCGAGGGGUGGUGACCAGGGGGAGGUCACGCUCGGCCUACUCAAUCCACACCUCUCCCCUGUCCUCUGUGAGCUCCCGUUUGCAGUACUCCUCUCCUGGACGGGCUCUGCAUUCAUCCCCGGCUUCCUCCUCCUCCGUGGAACUGGAGCUGAGCCAGGCGGCCCAGGUGAGCUCUGAGUUCCGCACGGUAAGGACCCAGGAGAGGGCUCAGAUGCAGGAGCUCAAUGACCGCUUCGCCGGCUUCAUCGACCGCGUGCGGGAGCUAGAGCAGCAGAACCGUGCGCUGGAGGCUGAGCUGAUGCUGCUGAGGCAGAGGCAUGGGGAGCCUUCCCGUCUGAGGGCCCUGUAUGAGCAGGAGGCGCGGGCUCUGAGGGCUGCCGUGGAGGAGGCGCGUGGGGAGCAGCAGGCCGCCCUGGGGCAGAGGGAACGUCUGGGGCAAGCCCUGAGCGCCCUGCAGGCCCGCUACGAGGAGGAGGUGGUGGCUCGCGAGGACGCGGAGGGAAGGCUGCUGGAUGCGCGGCGUGGUGCCGACCAGGCCACCCUGGCCAGGACCGAGCUGGAGAAGAGGGUGGAAACCCUGCUGGACGAGCUGGCCUUCCUCAAGAGGCUCCACGAGGGGGAGGUGGUGGAGCUCCAGGCCCAGGCCCAGCUGGGGGCCCAGGUGGCUGUGGAGAUGGAGGCAACCACGCCGGACCUGUCCGGGGCUCUGAGGGACAUCCGAGCCCAGUACGAGAGGCUGGCAGCCAAGAACAUGCAGUCUGCUGAGGAGUGGUUCCGUGGGAAGGUGGGCUCCCUGACGGAGAGCGUGGCCCAGCACAGCGAUGCAGUGAGGAGCUCCAGGGACGAGGCUGGGGAGUACCGCCGGCAGCUCCAGUCCCGCCUGCUGGAGAUCGAUGCCUGCAGGGGUCUCAAUGAGUCUCUGGAGAAACAGUUGCAUGACAUGGAGGACAAGCAGAGUGCUGAGAUCAAUGGCAUGCAGGAUACUAUUGGCCAGCUGGAGAAUGAGCUGGGAGCCACAAAGCAGGAGAUGGCUCGCUACCUGAAGGAUUACCAGGACCUGCUGAAUGUUAAGAUGGCCCUUGACAUCGAGAUCGCUGCGUACAGGAAGCUGCUGGAGGGGGAGGAGUCUCGUUUCAGUGGGGGCGUGUCCGGGGGUAUGUCCAGUGUCUACGGCCACACCCUGUCGGCCACACCCUCCUUUGGCCGCUCUAUGUUCUCCAUGCAGGCCAGCCUAAGCUCUGGCGCCCCCUACCUGAUGACUUCACGCUUCCUCAGCUCCUCAUUCACCUCUGGAGAUGACGUCAUCUCUGCCAGCCUGGCCCAGCAGGACUCUGCCAGCCUACCACAGGAGGAGAAAGAGGAGAAGGAGGAGGAGGAAGAGGAGGAGAAGGAGGAGGAGGAAGAGAAGGAAGAGGAGGGAGAGGAGAAGGAGGAAGAGGGUGGAGAGGAGAAGGAGGAAGAGGGUGGAGAGGAGAAGGAGGAAAAGGGAGAGGAGAAGGAGGAAGAUGGAGAUGAGGGAGGCGAGGUGGAGAAGGAAGAUGGGGAGGAUGCUAAGGACGGAGAAGAAGCUGGGGAUGAGGUGGAAGAGAAGGAAGAAACUGCAAAGGAGGACGGAGAGAAAAAGGAAGAUAAGGACAAGGGUGGGGAGCAGGAGGGAAAGGAAGGCGAGGAAGAGGAGGGGGGAAAGAAAGAGGGGGGAGAUGAUAAAGAAGGGGGUGAUAAAGAGGAAGAGGAUCAAGCUGAAGCUAAAAGUGAGGAGAAAAAAGAUGACAAAGCAGACACCAAAGAAGAGAAAGAUGAACCAGAGAUAUCCAAGACCGUGGGAAAGAGUGAAAAACCUGCCGAAGAGAAGAAAGACCAAUCUGAAAAACCAAAGGCUAAAAAGUAAGUUUGUGGCCCAAGACUCCACAAGCCAGAAGACAGUCUAAUAAAACCCCCAGCUCGACAAACAGCAGAAAUACACAAGAUUAAUGACUUCAGUGUGCUUGUUAACAAGGUGCUCAAUACAAUACAUAUUUUAGUGCACUACUGCAUAAAAUCACUGCUUGCAAAGAUCAUAAAAAGUCAAUUGAAGUCUGGUCACACAAUUCCUUGAGUGUGUGUGUGUAAGAAUGUGUGUGCUGUGCCUGUGCGCAAGUCUGCGAGAGUGUGGUUUCGGAUGACUGAAUAAAUACUAUUCAAAUA
This is a messenger RNA of Salvelinus sp. IW2-2015, 2377 nucleotides long. Its product is annotated as neurofilament light polypeptide. Gene Ontology annotation, cellular component: intermediate filament; axon; cytoplasm. NCBI's taxonomy places the organism in Eukaryota, Metazoa, Chordata, Actinopteri, Salmoniformes, Salmonidae. Gene Ontology annotation, biological process: neurofilament bundle assembly. The record is from RefSeq and is a predicted model, not a curated record. Gene Ontology annotation, molecular function: structural constituent of postsynaptic intermediate filament cytoskeleton.